GUGGGAUUUCCAGGCUUUCACAGGGCUCUGUGUAUUACUGCCUCUGUCUCAGGAUCUGUGCAGCUUCAGCGAUAGCGAGCACGGACUGCUUGUACCUUCCACAGCCAUAGAGAGGCACAUUCACACACCACACUGGAUCUCCCUUUUCUUCUUCUCUACAUGCGACUCCAAUCGGAAUAAAUAAUUAAGGAAUGUGGAAAUUACAGAAUGCCCAACAGCGUUGGAAAGAGAUUUAAACCCACCAAAUACAUCCCAGUGUCCACUGCUGCCACACUCCUGGUGGGAUCGACCACUUUAUUUUUCGUCUUCACGUGCCCCUGGUUGACUAAAGUAAUCUCGCCCGCUGUGCCUCUCUACAAUGGACUGGUCUUCCUCUUCGUCUUGGCCAACUUCAGUAUGGCAACCUUCAUGGACCCCGGUGUUUACCCCAGAGCGGACGAGGACGAGGAUAAGGAGGAUGAUUUCCGGGCACCGCUCUACAAGAACGUGGAGAUCAAGGGCAUUCAGGUCCGGAUGAAGUGGUGCGCCACCUGUCACUUCUACAGGCCCCCUCGCUGCUCGCACUGCAGCGUCUGUGACAACUGUGUGGAGGACUUUGACCAUCACUGUCCCUGGGUGAACAACUGCAUUGGACGGAGAAACUACCGCUACUUCUUCCUGUUCCUGCUGUCGCUGAGUGCUCACAUGGUGGGAGUGUUCUGUUUUGGCCUCAUCUUUGUCCUUGAUCACAGAGAAACGCUGGGAGCGCUGCACACCACUGUCACUUUGGUGGUGAUGUGCAUAGCGGGUCUUUUCUUUAUUCCAGUCAUGGGACUCACAGGUUUUCACAUGGUGCUCGUAGCUCGAGGUCGAACAACCAACGAACAGGUGACGGGCAAGUUUCGUGGAGGAGUAAAUCCUUUCACCAAGGGUUGCUGUGGCAACGUGGAGUACGUUUUAUGUAGUCCCCUAGCACCCAGGUACAUGCUGGACCCCAGGAAGAAGCCACACGUCAAAAUUCAGCCCCCGUUCAUCAGACCAGAUCUCUCAGACAGGCAAAUCACCAUCAAAGUCAGCGACAACGGUAUCCAUAGCACCAUCAUCAGCUCCAAGUCCAAAAGCAGCCUCGAUGGUUUAGAUGACAAGGAAACCCAGCCGCCGCUGCCACCCAAAGCUGAUAGGUACAACCAGCUUAAAAGCCAGAUGACCUCCAGUGAAGAGAGUUCCCUGUCUGGUAAGACCCACCCAUCCACUCCAGCCAUGUACAAAUUCAGGCCAUCCUUUGGCACCAUGCCCAAGGUCCACUACCACACUACAGAGGAGAAGAUUGUCAUAUCUGAUGACCGGAAGCCCUCAGCCAUCCUGGAAGAAGGUGUUCGUGGUCAUGACUAUCGAUCUGAGCCGAACCUGGACCUGCCUGAAUAUGCUAAUGCUCCCCUCCACCGCACUUUUCAGUCCUCGCCCCUCCAGCUGGAUUCAGACCCCAUCAACUCCCGGACUCUCAGCCUAAAGCAGGGUCAUGGCCGGCCAGAGAAGGGCCAGCUCCCAGCACUGGAGCCACGGACAGUCACUUCAACCCCCUACAAGAGUGUCUUCUCUCCCAAUAAUCUCUCCAACCGCAAUGGUAGUCUAUCCUAUGACAGCCUGCUCAACCCCAGCAUUUCCCCAGCUACUGCCAGUGAGUGCAUGGCCCACCGUGGUGUUCCCUCUGUGGGGUUCCACUCACCCUACCUGUCCACCAAAAUGUGCCACAUCCGGGAACCUGAUAUGCAGAGACAACAGGUCCCCCCUACCUACAGCCCAGUGAUAUCCCCCAGAGUGGUGGGCAGACAGUCCCCUCACCUGAGGGACAGAGACCCAUCUCCGGUGCGCUACGACAACCUCUCCCAGACCAUCAUGGCAUCCAUCCAGGAGCGAAAGGAGAAGGAGGAGAGGGAGAAGCGGCAGAUGCAUCACGGGCGCUCUCAGACCCAUAUCUAUGCCCAGGACUCUGGUGUCUUUGAUGGGGGUUAUGGCCUGCCUGCCAAUGCUUGCUACCCAGAUGGGCCUCGUGGCCCUGGGUCAAGAGGCCCAACACCUCCAGCCUAUGGAGGCUCCAGGGACAACCUAAUGGGGGUUGGACUGAUGAGCUAUGGUCAAAGAACCCCAGUGCUGCGUCAUGCUGGCUCUACACUGGGCCGUGCACCUAGGACUUCACCCACCUCCCUGCACACAGAUCAAAGCAGCAUCAACAGCAGCCAGAGCAGAACCACAGGCCCAGAGGGCCCCUAUCGCUCCCCGGCCCACCAGCCCCAUUCCCCCGCUAUGCCCCGUUCCCCUUCUUACUCCCGCCAGAAACUCUCUUACAUCAGUGCUCACGAGAGGAUAGACUCACCUCGUCUAGGGGGCCCAAGAGAGGCCAUGAAAGUUAAUGGGCAGAUGGACUGCCACCCGAGUGCCCAGGGUGCCGCCCUCAGUCCCAGUCGCCACAGUAACGUCAAAAAGGUGACAGGCGUAGGAGGCACCACAUAUGAGAUAUCAGUGUGAGCAGGGACACCGCAUCCACCAAUGACCCACAGUGGACGCUCUGCCACAGAGAGAUUCUCCUCUGUUAUUUUAAUAAGAUAACAGGCAGUCAGGGGUGCAUAGUACCCCCCUGUUUUGAAUUUACUCUCCAAAAUCAGAGGAUCUCUUUGCUCUUUUGAGGGUCUUGUUUAGCUAUAUGCCCGUGUGUGUUUGUGCCAGAGGGGUAAGUUGUCGGUUGAUAACGCUGCAGACUGUACUGUGCGUGUGCAGAGUGUUUGUCGUUAAUAUUUUGUAGUCCAUCGUCGUGGUCGUGAGAGUGGACCAUCCAGCGAGAUCAUCAAUGUUUUUACCGUCGUCUCUCAUCUGUGGUUAUGAAGCAUUUGUUGUUCCAAAUGUUACACGCAAACUUUCGCUCCAGCGAACGCUGAGGGCUGAGCAGAAACACUACAGAUCGAUUAAACACUUGACUUGCUACGGAUUUCUGCAAGAAGACUCUUUUCAGCUGACCUCAAAAAGUCAAGGUGCUUCACAUUAACUUGUACUGUUCAUGCCAUGUCUGGUGGAGAUGUGAUGGAGGUUUAUGUGGAGACGAUAUGUGCAAGGGCAGUAAAAAAAAAAAAAAAAAAAAAAAGCAACACAAGUGAGAUGAGAAACUGGAGAUGGUGACAAGGAAAGAGCUCUGCAGAACAGGAGUGGGUGUUCCGCAACUCUGACAUGGUUAUUUGAUUGGGUGAAGACUGUAUAUAGAAGAUGUUCUUAACCACAAUACAAUGACAUCACCCAUUUGUUUGGAGUUUCCUGUUUUGAAGGACUAACUUUAGGAUUUAGUUGAGUUCGUUUUUUAAAAAACACAUUUGAAACGGAGGGCACAGCUGGUCAGUUAACAUUAGUUAGCAUCCUCGAUUAGCAGAUUGCAUCUGUUUUAUACUGUGACAUCAACUGGAUGCUAGUUUUAGCCUGUGAAAAUCAGGCUUAAAACAAACUGUACUUACUGCAAAAAUCAAACAGAACAGCUGACUCAUUAGUUCUCCAACUAGUACUGGUUUAGUAUGCUAGAGAAAGUGAGGGGUGGAACAGAGGGCACUGCACAUCCCAGUGUAUCCCAUGCCUGACUGUCUCCUUUUGUUAUAAAUGGGACCAUAUUUUACUAAAUUAACACCAUGGAGUAUUAAAAAAAAAAUCAAAAAAACUUGAUUCUAGCUACUGAUACCAUGAACUCAUUUGGAAAAUGCAUUAAAAAUCAAGUGAGAUGUAGGAUUAGUGUUUGGUUUUUUGGGGUUUUUUUGAAGUCCAUAAGACUUUUUUUUUUGUAACCAAAGGUGUUGCCCCCUGUUGGCUAUUACAACAAAUGCAGGUUUAAGGCACUAACGUACUGGUUUCACUUUCAGAGGAUCCAUCCAUCCUUACAGCGCGUGGUAAGGGGUUGAGGAACACCCACUGUUCUACAGAGUACCUAACUUUUACUUUAGUUUUGGGUGGUUGCAUUCCAAAUUGAAUGAAAAAGUCUCGCUUUUAAUGAACACACUUUAUUUUUCUAAAGAAUUUUCUCAAGAACUCAUGCAUCCAGAGAUGCAGGUUGACAUUAAAUUUAAUAUUAUAAAUGUCUCCACUUCCUGUCUGUGGAGUGCAGAUUUUUAGGGUUACAAACUAACACAGCCCCGCCCCUUUACUCCAGUAAUGAGGAUUGAGUAUCUAUUCAUGGCUCUUUUUGUUUUUUCAGUUAGUGAUUUCAGCAUGAGCCACAUCAAAAGAGCUGGGGUGAUUAUAUUGUGCUCUGAAAGACCAGAAUACCUCAUCCCAGUGUUUCUCACCGAGUGCAGAAUGAGUCCACCCUGGAAGCAACCAAAUGAAACUUAGUCAAACUCAAAAAAAGGAAAAAUAUUUAGUCAAUAAGCUAUGUUUUUGCUAUAACUAUACAUAUAGGAAGAUUAAAUGAAACAAAUCAGUCUCAGUUAAAAACAAACAAAACCAAACAUUGGUCACACUUUUUUUUGUACUUUUUUUUUUUUUUAAAAAGUAAUCUUUUUAUAUGGAAUUGGUGUUUUGAGUGGAGUUUGUUCUUAAAUUAUAAUUUCAAUAAAUGGAUGAGAUUGUGAAAAAUGGGUAAAGUAGAUAGAAUUUGUUCUAUAUGGCAGUGUUAAAAACAGAAGUUAUGACAUAAUCCACAAUGAUAUGAACUGUCUAAAUGAUGAAGUCAAGGACUGGGCUUUGCAUAAAAGCAGCCUUGAUCUUUAAGUGCCAAAAGCGGCUACACACCCCAUCAUCUUCAAAGAGACAACAAAUAGGUCAUGUAAUGCUAUGUCACAAAGAGUAAAAAUGCCAAAUUCAUUCAUUUGCAGUAGCUGUCUGGUACAGCUCUGGCACUGCGGUUACUUUUUUGUUUCUUAAUCAAAAAAAAAAAAGUAAUACCUUUAAAAUAGCUGAUGAAAACUAAGUGGAGAAUGACACAACAUGCCAGAUGUUACUAGAAUGUAAAUGUCGCAUUUGGUUGCAUUAACAAUAAGCCAUUGUUGCCUUUUGGGAAGAAACUUUUUCAUACGAAGCAAACUAUGGCUGACUCACUUGACAGUGAAAUAGCAUUAGUGUUUUGUACUGAGCAGCAGGUGACACCUGUGACCAUCUCUGACUGGGUACUUUCUUGAACCUUCUGGCAAGAGUUGUCUCCCAUUUAAGGUCUCACCCAGCUGCCUUACCAAUGAAGACAGUACUGCAAAGCACGAUCACACUGUCUGUUCCAACUCCUGUAUUUGAGAAAUGAUUAAAAUAGUUUGUUGUGAGGCUGUGGUAUACAGGGCUAGUUUUUUGGAAAUUCGGAUGGGUAGAAAGUGGAAUGGCAAAAUGGAACAUCUUGAAAUCCCAGAACAGACCAAUAGCUGCUGAGUUUCCUGAAAAAGCCAAUCAAUCGUGACUCCCAGACCCUGUUUGACCACAUAUCUAAAGAGCUAAUCGAUGUCAUUCCUCUUUAAGAUGACUGCCAUUAGUCCGAUGUUUUUCUGGGAUGGACAUCACUGCAGGUCAGGGGCCAUUCCUGACAGUCAGCAAUGACUCUGUUGCGUCAGCCACAAGCUGACUUUUGUUUUCUGAAACUCAUAUAGAAAGUUCAAUGUGUAUUAAAAAUGAAGAAUAUACUGUAACUGUACAUGCGUUCCUAUUUUUGUGAAGAGGAAAUAUUUCCCAAUGACCUGAGCAGAGUAAAUAAAGUUUCCGACUCUUUGAA
Molecule: messenger RNA, 5701 nt
Organism: Oreochromis aureus
Lineage: Eukaryota; Metazoa; Chordata; Actinopteri; Cichliformes; Cichlidae
Gene: zdhhc8b
Product: zinc finger DHHC-type palmitoyltransferase 8b
Exons: 11
Coding region: 208-2505 (765 amino acids)
Biological process (GO): protein palmitoylation
Molecular function (GO): palmitoyltransferase activity
Source: RefSeq, a predicted model, not a curated record